GCCCGCGGCCUGCGUGGGGCCCGCGCGGGGAGCCACCUCCGGGCGGCGCGUGAGCCUGGUGGCGAGGUGCCCGGCCGGGGGGACGCCGGCCCAGGCCUGGGGCUGAUUGUGAUUGGAAGAGGACUGUCCGAAGGACAUAGAAAGCACAGUUUUGCUGUCAAAAGCAAAGAUCCUUUACCUACGCAUUUUACAAGAAAUGUGCAGAAAGCCAUUAAUAAAUAUACCUGCGAGUCCCCGUCACCACUCUCGUCCAGCGGAAGCCGCACGCCCACAGAAGCCCCCAGCUCCUGGUCUGGGUCUGCAACACAGAGCUCUACCCCUGGCUUGUCUACCGAGAGGAGCUCAGUUUAUUCUUGGAGAGAUGAUGAAUUUGACAAAGCCAAUGCACAGAAAGUGCAGCAGUUAUUCUGGGAGGUCGAGGAAAUGUUGUUUGAAGGGAAAGUAAGCCCCCAGACACACAAUCUACUGGCUGAAUGCAAUGAGUGGGCAGGAAGGUCCCUCCAUCUGAGAGUACUAGGAAGGCAGCUGAUGCCGCCAGCCGAGGAAGGGUUCCGGCACUUCCAGGGCUGCACGCCCGGUCCCGCGGGCCACAAACCCUUACUUGAUGCCCGUGAACGCAGCAGCAGUGUCAGAGAGUUGUGCAUCUCUGGCUCCCAGAUAGUCCCAGCAGCACUCUCAGCCUCUGCCCUGCCAGGCCUUGAUGGCACAGGGGUUGCUGACCUAACGGCACAUCCAUCCCUGGAAGAAGAGGUUUAUGAUGCAGAUGGAAAGAUCGAAGAGUAUUUUGCUUUUGAUAGAAAAGAGAAUGAUGAUGACUGUCUUGAACAAAAGCCAGCUCACCACGGCAGGAAAUCGCAGAAACAUGGACUUCCUCCCGUCUCCCCUCACGACUGUAUCAAAGAUGCGGUGGCAACAGAAGUGUUUGAUCAUGUCUGGAAAAAUGUGGUGGAAAUUUUGGAAGAGCUGAUUAGAAAAAACUGGGAAAGUACACUCACAGAAGGGAAAAAACAGAAAGAAAAAUUGAAAGUAGCUGAAAACAAAUCUCCACAUGUGCUCAUUUCCUGUUUCCCCGCUGAUGUAUCAAGUGUUCCCCUGUCCAGAAGUUCUGAAACCCGCAGCAUACCUCUGGCUUCCCAUCUUAAUCCACCCCAGAUUCAUCGCUUCUCUAACAAUUUUUAUAGUGAUUUGAAUGGUGUGAUGACAAUUCAAGCAAAACCACUUCAGCAGAGACCCACCUAUUUUGCGGAUAGAACACAGAACGAGCAGGAGGAGAAGGCGCUGGGUGGAGGGGCCAGCACCCUUUCCUCCGCCAGGCACCUGCUGGGACGCAUCUCAGACACCCGGGCAUUACAGACUUCUGCGAAGAAAACGCCGGUGCACAGGAGGCUGCCUUCUCUUGCUUCAGAUUCACAGAGAAUAAAAACCCCCAACGUGUACAGUGAUGAAGUUCUCAGGGGAACAAAACUGCAAACUGGCAUAGAACACACGUCUUCCCCGCCAGCUCCAACCUCACGCAGCAGGUUACCCCCAAUAGGCUCAGACACCGGGGAGCAGAACACGGCAGUUCCUGGAUCCCGCCCUGUUUCUCCAAAUUCGCCACCCCCACCCCGCUCUGCUCCAACUCCCACCCCCCCAGCAGUGGGCUCCCAUAACCCAAGAGUGGGUGGCCCCAGGGCGCCCGAGGACGUCGAAGUGACCAGUUCCAAUGUGCUCUCCAUCCUGAAGGUGCCCGAAACGUAA
Molecule: messenger RNA, 1740 nt
Organism: Propithecus coquereli (Coquerel's sifaka)
Lineage: Eukaryota; Metazoa; Chordata; Mammalia; Primates; Indriidae
Gene: FAM149A
Product: family with sequence similarity 149, member A
Exons: 12
Source: RefSeq, a predicted model, not a curated record